AUGGUUGUUAAAUGGGAGGCUGCUAUCAUUAUGUAUGUUGUUGGGGAGAGGCCUUCUAUUGUGGUUGUUAUUAGGUUUAUUGAGAGAGAAUGGAAUGUGGGUUCUAAACCACAGGUUUUGCUUCAUGAGGAUGGCUAUUUUGUCAUUCGAUUUGCUUUAAAAAAGGAGAAGGAAGCAAUCCUUAUGGUUGGCCCUCAUUCUUUUUUUGGUAAACCUGUGAUAGUUAAAUCUUGGUCAGCUGAUUUCAAUUUCCAACAACAAGUCCAUAGAGUUGUUCCGAUUUGGGUUAGAUUACCUAACCUGCCUUUGAAUUGUUGGGGAGUUGGUUCACUAAGAAGAAUUGAUAGUCUCAUUGGAGUGCCUCUCUUUUUUGAUGAGUGUACAACCCACCAACAAAUGAUUUCUUUUGUUCGAAUUCUCAUUGAAGUAGAUAUUACUAAAGAUUUGCCUGGGAGUGUAGUGCUGCAGGAUCCAUCUGGAAAUACCUUUAAACAGCAGGUGGAAUAUGAUUGGUUGCCCCCUUACUGUUCCACUGGUAAGAUAGUAGGCCAUGUUUGUGGUCAUGGGAAGCAAAAUACUAGUAGGUUAAUGCUUGCUACUCAGGUUCAGAAGAAAGUGAGCAAGGUGUGGGUGCCAAAGAAUAUUGUGAUACCUGAUGUACCUAAACCUACUAGUGUUGCUGGUGAUGAGACUGUCACUACUGUAGAUGAAACCAGUGAUGAGAUGGAUACUUCUAUGGAUAUUGUCAUCACACCAACAGUUCUUGUUCAUGAUGAUGGAUGGAGGGUGGUUUCAAGAAGGAGAAGAGAUACUAGGAGUCUUGUGCUCAAUAUGGGUCUGACUCAAGUUGGAUUCUCUGUUGAGGAGGGUGGUGUUGUUGUUGGGUCACCUCACAUUCCACCAUGA
This is a messenger RNA of Spinacia oleracea (spinach), 906 nucleotides long. RefSeq lists its product as uncharacterized. The coding region runs from base 1 to 906 and encodes 301 amino acids. The record is from RefSeq and is a predicted model, not a curated record. The transcript has a single exon. Lineage: Eukaryota; Viridiplantae; Streptophyta; Magnoliopsida; Caryophyllales; Amaranthaceae.